AUGGCUACCAUUUCUUACUUGUUUCUUUUUGUCAUCUUCAUCAUCCAUUCCAGCUCAAAUUGCAUUGUUCCGUGUAGUGGAAACAAUAUUAGCACUGAUGUAUCUGUUCUUUUGUCUCUCAAAGCCCAACUCACUUUACAUCAUCCAAACAAUAUUUUCGCUACAAACUGGUCUACUGCCACUUCUAUCUGCCAUUGGAUUGGAGUUCAAUGUGACUCGCAACACCAUAGGGUGGUGGCAUUGGAUAUUUCAAAUAUGGGUUUGUUAGGCCAAUUUCCUACCUCCUUGGGAAAUCUCUCCUUUUUGUCCUUCCUGAAUAUGAGCAAUAAUAAUUUCAUUGGAGAAAUUCCAAAAUCAAUCUUCAACAUCUCUACACUUGAAUAUAUUGAUUUUUCAAAUAAUAGUUUGUCAGAUUUGAAUAGUUUUAAUGGUCCAAUACCGGCAAAUUUAUCCGCAUGUUCAAAACUUCGUCUGUUGGGAUUGGUACUCAAUAUGUUUGAUGGGUUGAUACCUAAAGAGCUUGGCAAGUUAGAGAUGCUUGAGAAACUAUUUAUUGGUGGCAACAAUUUAACAGGAACAAUUCCUAAUGAAUUGGGUAAUCUCCAUAAUUUGAAGAAAUUUGCCAUAGAAGGAAACCAGAUUAUAGGCUAUAUACCGACGUUCAUUUCCAACAUGACAUCACUUCAAACCUUGUCAUUGGGGACCAACAAGCUCAUUGGAUCCAUACCUAAAGAGAUUGGAAAUUUAUCAUCUCUUCAACAGUUAUGGCUUGAUGAAAACUACUUCACAGGUACGAUACCUAGAGAAGUUAGCUACCUUUCUAAAUUGGAAAUCAUUGUUUGUCAAAUUAAUAAUCUAAGUGGUACUUUACCUGAAGGGCUCUUCAACAUUACUACAUUGCGUGUAAUUGGUCUGGCAAUUAAUCAUCUUUUGGGUAGUAUUCCUUCAAAUAUGUGCUCUGCACAAACCAACCUUGAAGAAAUUACUCUAGCCAAAAAUGAGUUAAGUGGAGUCAUUCCACAUUCAAUAGCAAAUUGUUCCCAACUCACUACUAUAUCUCUCAGUGCUAACCAUUUCAUUGGCUCCAUUCCAAACUCUCUUGAAAAUCUUAGCCUUCUCCAAGUUCUUGAAAUGUCUGCAAAUAAACUAGCAUCUGAUCCUUCCAAUUCCUCUCCAGAAAUAAACUUCAUAACUUCUCUAACAAAAUGCAAAAAGUUGAAAAGACUAGAUGUGGGUGGUACUAGUCUACAUGGAACUCUUCCCAGAUCCAUUGGUAAUCUGUCUUCCACUCUACAAAUCUUUUAUGCAGAGAGUUCAGGGUUGUACGGCACCAUCCCAGAUGAAAUUGGCAAUCUAACUGGCCUAGAAAUCUUAGCAAUGUCUGCUAAUGACUUGAGUGGAACAGUUCCAAACACAUUACAAAGGUUACAUGGGCUUGCACGUUUGGAUCUGGCUGGAAACAAAUUAAGUGGUCCACUAACUAGGAAUUUUUGUAAGGUGCGGAAUCUAGGAGAAAUUUAUUUGAGCGAAAAUGGAGUUUCAGGUCCUAUCCCGGAAUGCUUAGGGAACGUUACUUCUCUACGAUAUAUCCACCUUGGUUCAAAUAGAAUGAAUGGUAUAAUACCUUCUAACCUUUGGAACCUGAAAAACCUCUUGACGCUCAACCUGUCCUCUAAUUCCUUUAGUGGGGCUCUACCUUCUGAAAUUGAAAAUCUGAAGGUUUUAUAUCUCCUUGAUUUGUCAAACAAUAACUUAUCCGGCAUCAUCCCCAGCACAAUAGGAAGCUUACAAAAUUUGAUAAACCUUUCUUUGGCACAAAAUCAAAUACAUGGACAAAUUCCAGAGUCAAUAAAUGGGAUGUUAAGCUUGGAAUCACUAGACUUGUCACGUAACAAUCUCAGUGGUUCAAUUCCAGUUUCCUUGCAGGCAAUUAGAUAUCUACACCAUUUGAAUGUCUCUUUCAAUAGCUUAAGUGGUGUAAUUCCAUCAAAUGGUCCUUUCAAAAACUUCACAAGCUUAUCCUUUCUAUCCAAUGAAGCAUUGUGCGGAGAUGCCAGGUUUGGAGUUCCACCUUGCCAUAAAAGUGUAGUUCAAAGGUCUAAAGCAAAAAGAAUUCUUCGAUAUAUUUUGAUGGCCUUGGGAAUUACAAGCGUUAUCCUAGCUUUGGUAGUGGGAGUUGUGUUGAUUACUUGUUGGAGAAAAAAGAAGCAUUCAAAGAAUGAAGAAUUGUUACGUGUUAAAGAGGUGGAGAGAGUAUCAUACUAUACACUUUUGCAUGCAACAGAUGGAUAUAAUGAGAGGAAUGUGAUUGGUGCUGGGAGUUUUGGCACAGUGUAUAAAGGGAUUCUUGAAGAUGGAACAAUUUUGGCCAUAAAGGUGUUUGAUGCGCAGCUUGAAGAUGCAUUCCAAAGCUUUAUUGUCGAAUGCAAGAUAAUGUUCGACAUUCGCCAUCGAAAUCUUGUUAAAUUGUUAGGCUAUUGCUCCAACCCAAAUUUUAAAGCCCUGGUUCUUGAGUACAUGCCAAAGGGGAACCUUGAUGACUGGUUGUAUACCCAAGACCGUUUCUUGGACAUCACCCAAAGAUUGAAUGUAAUGAUUGAUGUUGCAUAUGCACUUGAAUAUCUUCACUAUGGUUAUCCAAAACCCGUGGUUCAUUGUGAUCUGAAGCCAAGUAAUAUUCUCCUAGAUGAGGACAUGGUUGCUCAUGUUGGUGAUUUUGGAAUCGCAAAGUUGUUGGGUAGUGAUGAUAGCAUUGCAUACACAAAGACCCUUGCUACAUUGGGUUACAUUUUCGUAAUUAUUAUCAACUUCACUUUGCAAACUUGA
This is a messenger RNA of Ipomoea nil (Japanese morning glory), 2826 nucleotides long. Its product is annotated as probable LRR receptor-like serine/threonine-protein kinase At3g47570. Lineage: Eukaryota; Viridiplantae; Streptophyta; Magnoliopsida; Solanales; Convolvulaceae. The record is from RefSeq and is a predicted model, not a curated record. Gene Ontology annotation, biological process: protein phosphorylation. The transcript is spliced from 4 exons. Gene Ontology annotation, molecular function: protein kinase activity; ATP binding; protein binding. Bases 1 to 2826 code for a protein of 941 amino acids.